Funneliformis mosseae is the source of this 582-nucleotide messenger RNA. The record is from the annotation of a GenBank genome assembly. Lineage: Eukaryota; Fungi; Glomeromycota; Glomeromycetes; Glomerales; Glomeraceae.
UCGUGGAGCACACAAAUAACGAAGAAGAAACAAAACGACAAAGAAGUCACAAAAGGAACAGAUCAUCAUCCAAAAUGCAGACCUUUUGGAUUUCAUGCAAUGAAACUAAAUAUAGAGAAAAAUAAGCAUAUAAAGGACGGCAGAGUUCAAGGAGAAAUAGUUUGUGAAGGUUGGGCAUAUUUACCAUUAUUAUUGUCUUGGACAAUUCCAGCAAUUUGGAAAAGAGGAUUUUAUAGGAUUCUAAUAGUCAAAUAUCCUAGCGAGGUUUUUGAGAAGAUACAAGUUAUUGUGGAUAACAAUCCUAAAGAUAAACUUAAAUUUAAUAAAACGUGCAACCGUUACGAUAACUGCUUUAUUAUCAAUAGUUUAUCCUUGGGUGACAGUACUUAUCGUCUACUUUACACCCCCGGAGAAAGUGAUUUAAUCAUGUCUGGGAAAGGGUGGUUACAUGUUUGGUUUUCCACGUGUGGUUUUUCAGUGGCAUUUCUCUUGUUAUUUCUAGGCAUCUUUACCGGGUAUAAUACAUUGUGGGUUGAUUUAUUCGGGGAUGCUUAUGAUUUGUCGAGCAUAGGAUGCUAUUGA